Molecule: messenger RNA, 1877 nt
Organism: Oppia nitens
Lineage: Eukaryota; Metazoa; Arthropoda; Arachnida; Sarcoptiformes; Oppiidae
Gene: mei-W68
Product: meiotic recombination protein SPO11-like
Exons: 3
Coding region: 189-1877 (562 amino acids)
Biological process (GO): reciprocal meiotic recombination; meiotic DNA double-strand break formation; meiotic DNA double-strand break processing
Cellular component (GO): nuclear chromosome
Molecular function (GO): ATP binding; DNA topoisomerase type II (double strand cut, ATP-hydrolyzing) activity; DNA binding
Source: RefSeq, a predicted model, not a curated record
AUGAUUAGAACAUUUAGAACAUAACUUACAAUAGAAUGGAUUGAAAAUCGAAUGCAUUGUUGUAUUGAUUGACUCAUUGAAUGUCACAAAACAAUUGUCUCAACAAUUGUCACAACAAUUGAUCCAAUUUUUGUGAUAUCAUUAGUGAUGACAAGUAAUACAAUAAUACUAUCACUUGAAUCAAUCAAAUGAUGAUCUCUUGCAAGCGUUUGUUUGAGUCGAAAGUCAGACCAAUUGAUGUGAAACGAAACCGAUUGAGUGAUCCGAAAGACUUGUGGUCUGUUAUGCCGUGGAGUACGACCUGUUGUGACCACACAGUGACGCCAUUCACCGAAACCAUUCAUUUCGAGUCAUUCUCAUUCAGAUAUGACAAACACUUUUUGGAUCAACUCAAACAACUAACCAAUGAGUUAAAGGUCUUUACUAGCGAUCAAACAAAAGCCAAGUCACGGGUCUUCGGCAAAGAUAUUACACACAAAACAACAGCCAUUGAGAAGGAGGCUCUCAUCGAAAAGAUUAACAAAUAUAUCAAAACAAUCGAUCACUUCUUAAAGGGUGGACACAGAAAAACAAAGAAAAAAAUGAAUCAAAUGGUCACUCAAUCACAGAUAGUCUGUAAUGAAAACAAUGAGCCAAUCAUUAGUGUUGUCAAUGAUGUCGACAAUCAACCAAAUGAGUUGAUCAUUGGUUCAGAAAUAGAAAUAUUUAGUGAAAAUGUAUCACAAUUUAUGCGACAAUUUAUUGAAUCAAUCGGUGAAUCCGACUAUCGUUUCACUCAAUCAAAUGAUAAAUAUGUGAUUAAAGAUUCAAACGACAGACCAAUUAAUAACUCAAAUGAAAUCAGAAGUAAAUCAGAAGUAAUGCGAAAUAUGAAUGAAUGCAAAGACAGUGAACAAUAUCAUCCGACUCUUGAGAUCGUCAAUCGUCAUAAAUGGGCUAAUACUAGCUAUAAGAUUGGAACCGGUAUUAUACUUAAGGCUGACCCGCAAAACAAAGUGCGGACACAAAAGAAACGCCAAAAACAGUUAAGAUUUGUGUUGCAGAAGAUUAAAGGUCUUAUAGUGAAUGACAUCUAUUGCACUAAAAGAGAUCUUUAUUAUCAAAAUGUUAUGUUAUUUGAAAGAAGUCAGAGAGUAGUGGAUGAAAUCAUUGAUGACUUAGCCUGUAGUUUACGUGUGUCACGAACUAAGCUACACAUUGCGUCGUCAACUCGUGGUCUGGUCUUCGGUCACCUCAAGUUUCAAAACACUAACGGUGUAUACACUGAUUGUUUGAGUUCACCGAACGGUAUCGCAAUUCCCAACGAUACCGAAAAACUAUGUCGAAUGCAUACAAAUGCAAGAUUUGUUCUAAUCGUCGAAAAAGAUGCCACUUUUCAACAGCUCAUUGAUCUCCGUAUUCAUGAAAAAUAUCCAUUAAUUAUGGUCACAGGUCACGGUUAUCCUGAUCUCAAUACUCGUGCAUUUGUUCACAUAUUAUGGAAUUCUUUUGAAAUACCAAUCUUUGGUUUAGUUGACGGCGACGCUCACGGACUGGAGAUUCUGUGUACUUUCAGACACGGAUCACUUGCUCUCUCCUAUGAAUCACCAAAUCUGGUCGUACCGGCCAUUAAAUGGCUUGGAAUUCUUCCCAUUGAUAUUCGUGACUAUAAAUUGAGUCCAAAUGUUCAGAUUCCUCUUAAAGACAAUGACAGAAAAAAGAUCGAAGACUUAAAGGCAAGAAAAUAUAUGUUAGAGAACUAUCAGUGGACACAACAGCUAAAUAUUUUGCUUAAAAUCGGCAAAAAAGUUGAAAUCCAGUCAUUAGCCGAACACUCGCCUACUUUCCUAUUAGAUGUAUAUUUGCCGUCAAAAUUAAGAUACGGAAAAUGGAUUUAA